Lathyrus oleraceus (garden pea) is the source of this 1575-nucleotide messenger RNA. RefSeq lists its product as uncharacterized. The record is from RefSeq and is a predicted model, not a curated record. Bases 1 to 1575 code for a protein of 524 amino acids. The transcript has 3 exons. Lineage: Eukaryota; Viridiplantae; Streptophyta; Magnoliopsida; Fabales; Fabaceae.
AUGCCUUGUUCUCCUAACGCUGAACCAAGCAACCCUAACAGAGAAGAUCCUGUUGCUGACUCUGUGAAUACCCCACAUGCAAGAAGACCUAAAGAAACUAUAUCAGGCUUCUCCUCAUCCAUCGUUCUUGAGGAACGAACCAAAGAAUGUUCCAGGUAUGUUCACAAUGCCAUUGCCACUAUAGUGACUGGAAUACUGUCUGGAAAUCAUGAGGUCCCUCGGGUUUCCAUUCCCUUAAACACUAUUGAACCUGAUAGUGUUGCUGAUCAAGAAAAUACUGAGUCUUUAGGAAAGAAUAUCUCUGAUGAUGUUGAGCAAACUGAUGCUCAUAAGGAGUCAAAUAUUGAAAAACCCUUAGAUAAUGUGGAUGGUGAGGAAGUUCAUGUCACUCAUGAUGUCAGUAACAACCCUAACUGUGAGGCUGAAACAGUUGACCUGGAGGAAUUUUCUGAUAAUGAGCUGUUGUGCUCUGUCCUCCCUAGCAUAGCCAAAAGGGUUAGGACUAGGAGAGAAAAGAAAACUGUGGCUCAAAGGUCCCCCAGAAAGAAGAUUGAUGUUCCAACCUCUUCAAAGACAACGGUGGCAGUCGAGAGUUCCCUCAAGAGGAAAGUUCAUGGUCCAACCAAAUCUUGGAGCAAAGUGGUGCCCAAGAAAAAGAAGACCAAGUUUGUUAUUGUUGAGUCUGACUCAGAUGUUCCUUGUAAUGCUGGUUUAAGGAAGACUGUGACUCGGUUUUCAAAGUGCUAUGAGAAGUUGGUAAAGGAAUUUAUUGUUAAUUUGUCUGAAGAAUGUGCUGAUGGCAAGUCUAUGGAAUUCAGGAAAGUGUAUGUGAGAGGCAAGUGUGUAAAUUUCUCUCCUUCAGUGAUCAACAAGUAUUUGGGAAGGCCUGAUGAAGCUCAACCUGAGCUUGAGGUAAGGAAGUGGCCUCUCAAAGGAAAAUUGGUGGCAAGUAAAAUGAGUGUCAAGUAUGCAAUGUUGCACAAGAUUGGAGCUGCUAACUGGGUGUCUACCAAUCAAAAAUCUACAGUUGCUGUAAUGCUUAGAAAGUUUAUAUAUGUUGUUGGAACCAAAGCCAAAUUUGACUAUGGCUCCUAUAUUUUUGAUCAAACUUUGAAGCAUGCAGGAAGCUUCAGUGUGAAGGGUCCUAUAGCCUUUCCUUCUCUCAUCUAUGGUAUUGUUUUGAAUAAGUUUCCAAACAUCUUAACUGAGAAUGAUUAUGUGAAGAAAAGAGACAGCCCUAUGUCUUUCAAUCAUAAGUUGUUCCUAGGUACCCAUGUCCCUGACAUUGUCAUGACAUCAGGUGAGACAUCACGUGUAAGCAAUCAGCCAGGUAAAGCUGUUGUCAUUGCAAUGCUCAAAGAAACCUGCAGGGAAUUAGAGGCAAGGAAGCUGAACUUGGAAAAAUUGAUUAGCUCUUUGGAGAUGACUGAAGGUGAUGUGCUAGCUGAUGGUGGAGAAUUUGGUGAAGUUGCUGUUGUUGCAGAAGAAGCUGAAAGACAAGGUGAAGAGGGAGAAGCAGAUGCCAGUCCUGAUGAUGGUACAUAUGAUGAUGCUGACUCUGAGUCAAAUUACUAG